UGAAUCAAAAUAUAUAUGUGGAUUGUAAGUUGCACUGUGUGAAGCAUCCCCUCACGAAUAAAUGCUUCCUCGUCCUUGCAGACUUUAAAUGUCACCUGGUCGUAGAUUCACAAAAGACUGAAAUUCCUUCUUUCCUCCGGUCAUGGGGAAUUGCCAAGCGGCGGACGUCGCAGCCACGGUGGUGAUCCAACACCGCGAUGGGAGACUGGAAAAGUCCUACUGGUCCCUCCCCGCCACCCAAGUCAUGGCCGCCAACCCCGGUCACUACGUCGCAGCUAUGAUCACCUCCAACGUUUGCCGUCCGUCUCCCUCCACCUCCCAUCACCAGCGAAGGAAGCCAGUGACGUACCUUAAACUGCUUCCCCCCGACGACACCCUCCUCAUCGGCCACGUCUACCGCCUCGUCAGCUUCGAAGAGGUGCUGAGGGAGUUCGCGUCGAAGAGACACGUCAGGCUGAGCCGGCUGCUCGCUAAACAGGAGGAGAAAGCUAGCUCCAGCACUGUGAAAGGCGAAGACGGAUACAGAGCCUGCACGACCGACCCAGACAGUACUGUCAGUGCGGUGCGUCAUGCGUGGGUGCAUUCCCAGCAACCGGAAGAGCAUCAAGUGGAGGCAGAAGUGGACAAGGAGCUGGAGGAAUUGGUUCGAGACAUGAUGACGAGAAGCAACAUGUCAAGUAGUGGAGCCGCACGCCAUGGCCAGUGGAAGCCAGCUCUGGAGAGCAUCGCGGAGGUCGGAGAACUAACAAGUUAACCCCAGUGCGCGAAACUGACCAGCCGCAGUACUAAAGAUAGUACCCAUUAGAUUUAAUUUCUCCUUAUUUCAUUUCAUGUACGUAAAUCUUAUGGUGGUGAGAAAUAAGUGUGACCGCGAGUAGGAAGGUGACUGUUCAGGGCUGCAGCUUAAUUAUCUGCCGUUUGCUUAAGUUUGUUGGGGCCGUGGUCCUUUGGUUU
This is a messenger RNA of Zingiber officinale, 954 nucleotides long. RefSeq lists its product as uncharacterized. The coding region runs from base 143 to 754 and encodes 203 amino acids. NCBI's taxonomy places the organism in Eukaryota, Viridiplantae, Streptophyta, Magnoliopsida, Zingiberales, Zingiberaceae. The transcript is spliced from 3 exons. The record is from RefSeq and is a predicted model, not a curated record.